Brienomyrus brachyistius is the source of this 3601-nucleotide messenger RNA. It is a transcript of the gene kifap3a, whose product is annotated as kinesin-associated protein 3a. The record is from RefSeq and is a predicted model, not a curated record. The transcript has 20 exons. Gene Ontology annotation, biological process: cilium organization; microtubule-based movement. NCBI's taxonomy places the organism in Eukaryota, Metazoa, Chordata, Actinopteri, Osteoglossiformes, Mormyridae. Gene Ontology annotation, molecular function: kinesin binding. Gene Ontology annotation, cellular component: kinesin II complex; ciliary transition zone; axoneme. Bases 183 to 2564 code for a protein of 793 amino acids.
UCGAUCUAUGUCGGCAGAGCGAGCUGUUGUCUAACCAUAGCAACAGGGACGCUUUAGUGGUCAAACUUAUACUUUGGCUAUGGGAAAUCACAAAUAAUAGACCACAUCCUGUCAAUUUAACACAUUUUCUUGCGCACAAUCAACAGUCCUAUUUAUUGGUGUAUGUCUGUGAGGAGGUCGAGAUGCAGGCGGAGGAUGCGCGAUAUUUAAAGAGGAGAGUGAAGGGCGGGAGUAUCGAUGUCCAUCCAACUGAAAAAGCCCUCAUCGUUCAUUAUGAGGUGGAGGCGACAAUUUUGGGAAAAAUGGGUUAUCCAAUGCUAGGAGAGCGGAAGGAGUGCCAGAAGAUCAUUCGUCUCAAAAGCCUGAAUGCCAGUACAGAUAUUGCUUCGCUGGCUCGGAAGGUGGUGGAGGAGUGCAAUCUUAUCAACUCCUCCAGACUUCCUGAAGUAGAACAUUUGUUGUGCUACCUGCAAAAUCACAGGAAAACCAACGAUAGAGACAGAGGAGAAAAAACGCCUGUGAGACCCGGAGAUCUGACCCCGUUUGAAGGCAUGGAGAUUGAGGAGGAAGCCAGCAUCAGUGGCAUAGACAGCUAUGUGGACCUGCUGUAUGAGGACAUCUCUGAGAAAGCGAGGGGAGCCGCGCUCAUCCUCCAACUCACCCGGAAGCCCGACAAUCUGGAGGAGCUGCUGCAGAACGAGACGGCGCUGGGAGCCCUGGCCAGAGUUCUGAGGGAAGACUGGAAGCAAAGCAUGGAGCUGGCCACCAGUAUAAUCUACAUCUUCUUCUGUUUCUCAAGUUUCAGUCAGUUUCAUGGACUGAUCACCCACUACAAGAUAGGAGCCCUCUGCAUGGGCAUCAUUGAUCAUGAACUUAAGAGAUACGACCUGUGGCAGUAUGAGCUCCAGAAGAAGAAGACGGCCUGUGAAGAGAGUCCUGACGAGCAGAACCGAAGAAAAGAACAUGAGAAAGCUGUAAAGAAGUACCAGAGCCUUGUGGUGAAGCAGGAGCGACUGCUCAGAGUAUCGCUGUACCUCCUGCUGAACCUGUCAGAGGACACACGGACGGAGCUGAAGAUGAGGAACAAGAACAUCGUGUUUAUGCUGGUGAAGAUCCUAGGCAGGGAGAACGCUGACCUGCUGGUGCUGGUCGUUUCCUUUCUGAAGAAGCUUAGUAUCUUCCUGGAAAAUAAGAACGACAUGGCUGAACUUGACGCCGUGGGGAAGCUGGCCAGACUGGUUCCAUGUGACCACGAGGACCUGCUGAACGUCACCCUCCGUCUUCUGCUCAACCUCUCCUUCGACACCGGCCUGCGUGGCCGCAUGGUCCAAGUGGGUCUGCUGCCCAAGCUCACCACGCUGCUAGGUGAGGAGAGUCAGAGGCGCGUCGCUCUGAAGAUCCUCUACCAUCUCAGCAUGGACGACAGCACCAAGUCCAUGCUUGCCUACACAGACUGCAUCCCGCAGCUCAUGCAGAUGCUCUUUGAGAGCGGGGAUGAGCAUGCUGAUGUGGAGCUCAUCUCUUUCUGCAUCAACCUGGCAGCUAACAAGAGGAACAGCCACCUUAUCUGUGAUGGACACGGCCUGAGGAUGCUGAUGAAGAGGGCGCUGAAACUGAAGGAUUCUCUGCUCAUGAAGAUGAUUAGGAAUAUUUCUCAGCACAAUGGCCCCACUAAGCAGCUGUUUCUUGAUUAUGUGGGUGACCUGGCAGCCCAGAUUGGGCCGGGCGAGGAGGAGGAGUUUGUGAUCGAGUGCCUGGGUACACUGGCCAACCUCACCAUCCCUGACCUGGACUGGGAGCUGGUGCUGAAAGAGUAUGAUCUGGUGCCCUACCUGAAGGAGCACCUGAAACCCGGCUCGGCUGAGGACGACCUCAUCUUAGAUGUGGUCAUCCUGCUGGGGACCGUCUCCAUGGACGACGCCUGUGCCGCCAUGUUGGCUAAAUCCGGCAUAAUUCCAGCACUUAUAGAGCUUCUCAAUGCUCUACAGGAAGAUGACGAGUUUGUUUCUCAGAUCAUCUACGUCUUCUACCAGAUGGUGUUUCACCAGGCAACCAGAGAUGUCAUCAUCAAGGAGAGCCAAGCCCCUGCUUACAUCAUGGACCUGAUGCAUGACAGGAACAGGGAGAUCCAGAGAGUCUGCAGCGGCACCCUGGACAUCAUCGCAGAGCACGACGAGGAGUGGGGGAGGAGGAUCCAGAGCGAGAAGUUCCGCUGGCACAACUCUCAUUGGCUGGAGAUGGUGGAGAGCCAGCAAACGGAUGACAUGGAGGCGAGUGCGUACAGCGACGACGGCGGGCCCUUCCUGUACGACCAGGACAUACUGGAGCGACCCGACCUCUUCUACAGCGCCGAUGGAUUAAUCUCAUCCGAUGGUUCGAUCAGUCCAGAGUUCUUCAGUGACUUCCAGAUGCAAAACGGAGACAUCUUAGGACCGAAUGUCUUCUAUGACAGCCUGGAGCAUGAUGGAUUUAGACAAAGAAGUGGAUCACUGGGCCGUCCUGCUACCGCCUACGGAUUCCGGCCAGAUGAGCAGUUCCACUAUGGCUUUGGAUUCUCCAAAUGAACACGUUAACCCUUUAACUGCUGUGUCAGGUGACUCAGACAGGUAACAUUCGGGUAACAUCCCUGCCACCCGAGCCUUGCAAUCCAGGAAUGUAGUAUGUGUGUUUUAUUACACUGUACAUUCCUUUACUUACCUAAUGAGGUGUAAUCUCAUCUGUGCUUAAGAAGCUUCAUUGAGAUGGCCUGCAUCAGAGGCAUACCCAGAGCUGGCUUCUAGCAUUAGCUGUGCCAGGUUUUAUAACAGUACAGUUUCAUUUUAUUGGCGUGCUCAUGUAAAGGGAAGUAACUGCCAUGGAAAGAGAGCUGUGGGUCUUUCAUUCUGUCGUACCGCAGUAUCACACAUAUUCAUAGCAGGCGUUUCGUGUUUGGUUUCAACUGAAUGUGCAUUUAGUCAUGUGAUGUCAUAGAAGGAUGUGAGACUUUAAUGAAGCCAAAAGUCAGUCUGAGGUCUUUCCUGCUGCAGGUCGGCCAUGUUUGUUUGUGAGAUGGGCGGUGUCAUAUAUGUGUCAUAUAUGUUCUGGGCGGUGGGUUUAUUCUCAGUAACGUGGUGGGGCAAAAACACAGCAGCAUCAAAACCAUGAAAUGAGGCUUUUGGCUUUCAGUUAGAUUUAUUAGUGUAUAACAGCACAUUUCUCAUUGUAUUAGUAUACAAUUUCAAGUGAUUUAAUGAAAUGAUAUGUGUAUACAUACGUUGCAGUCUCUUCUGAAAUAUCGUGGAUGCAAUAGAUUCCAUGACAAAAUGAAAAAAAAUCACAGACAAACUACGCAUGUGCAGGGCCAGUCAAUCCUACAGGCGACACAGGGGGGCCGCCCAGGGGGCCAGCUUCCGAGGGGGUGCUGUCUUGCCAGCCAAUUUCACUUUGCCUCAGACAGGGGGCGCUGGCGGUGAUGCUCACCUAGGGCGCCACGUUGGGCACCAGUCCUGCACAUGUGACACUGUAAAUAGCCAUUAUUUUCAAAUGACUUUGCUUUUUGUUGUUUUGGUUCAUCAAUAUAAUACGACAGACUGUAAAUUAAUAAACCAAAGACUGAACCAGA